UGCGUGCGGUGGAGAAUGGAAGUGAGCGCACGCAAUGUCGUUAUUUAAAGCCGCUUUUAUAAAUCUGUGAAUAAUUAUUUCUUUAGGGAAGGAAUGUUUUAGAGCUCCUGUCGGUGCGGUCAACUCGUCUGUGGGACUGAAUGUGCGCGGAUUUAGGAAUUAGAGAGUAGAUCUUGGUCAGAUGAGCAGCAGCAGGACUCAGAAUAAAAGGCGGCCUUUCUGCAGAAGCCUUGUGCUCCAGCAUGUAGACGCCUCUUCCUGUAGUCUUCGCCAAUGAAAAUGGAGGAGACGGCCCUGUCCGGAAUGGACAACAGCAAAAUGGAGGGCAUUGCUCAGGAGAUCCUCUCCGAUCUGGUGGAGGACGCAUGUCUGGGGCUUUGCUUCGAAGUUCACCGGGCUGUCAAGCAAGGCUACUUCUUCCUGGACGACACGGACCAAGAGAGCAUGAAGGACUUUGAAAUUGUGGACCAGCCCGGAGUGGACAUUUUCGGCCAGGUGUAUAACCAGUGGAAGAAUAAGGAGUGUGUGUGUCCCAACUGCAGCCGGAGCAUCGCCGCCUCGCGCUUCGCCCCUCAUCUGGAGAAGUGCCUGGGCAUGGGGCGCAACAGCAGCCGCAUCGCCAACCGCAGGAUAGCCAGCGGCAACAACACCAACAAAUCCGAGAGCGAUCAGGAGGACAACGACGACGUUAAUGACAACGACUGGUCCUAUGGCGCAGAAAAGAAAGCCAAGAAGAGAAAGGCAGAUAAGAAUCCAAAUUCACCGAGACGAUCCAAAUCACUAAAACACAAAAACACCAAAGAUCUGUCUUCGUCCUUCAGCUUCGCUGGAUCCUAAGCAGCGCCCGGAGUGAAUCUGUCACUAGGAGACCGGUUUCCACAGCAACGUCGUUCGAGAGCUACCCACGAUGCCAUGUGGUUCACCAUAAGGACGGAACGAGGAACUAAUCUGCGUCGAUUCUUCAUUCAGUUUACACAACUGUUCUGUCGUGUGUUUUUUUUUUUUUUUCUUCUUCUUCUUUUCUGGAAUAUUUGCACAACAAAUCAGUGUCCUAGUGUCGAUCGUGUUAGAUCCUCGGCAUGACGUGAGCGUGACUGGACAGCGGGAAGAGUUCAGGGAGGGAGUAAAGACACCGGCAGACGGAGGUCACUGAUGUACUUUCGCUCCUGUUCCUGCUGGAACGGUUGAGACAAGAGGAGUGAUCAAAAUCAAUCUUAAUGCUGCUUAUAUCACUCUUAUCACUCUUUUUUUGGGUUUUAAUCACAUUUUUGUGCAGAACCAAGAUUCAGACAGAUUGAAGUAUACAUUGUGCUUGGACUAGGAGUCAUUCUGAUCAUGUUAUUUUACCAGAAACUGGACUAUUAUGGACUUUAAUCUGGCAACUUGAAACACAUACAUAUUCCUCUUUAGAGAAUGAAUGAAUGAAUGAAUUUCUCCAUUUCCCCCCCCCCCCCCUUCCUCUCUGUGUACUCGAUGUUUACAGUGUAAAGGAAUUAUGUGUCUUGGCUGUGUUGUAACUGUACAUAUAUUUGACUCGUUGGGGAAAAUGCUGCUACACUGGCCAUGAGCCACAUGCUAACAGGCAUGUCACACACACGUAAUAAACAUGACUCAAUA
Molecule: messenger RNA, 1617 nt
Organism: Hemibagrus wyckioides
Lineage: Eukaryota; Metazoa; Chordata; Actinopteri; Siluriformes; Bagridae
Gene: atxn7l3b
Product: ataxin 7 like 3b
Exons: 8
Coding region: 274-837 (187 amino acids)
Biological process (GO): positive regulation of DNA-templated transcription; regulation of transcription by RNA polymerase II
Cellular component (GO): DUBm complex; SAGA complex
Molecular function (GO): transcription coactivator activity
Source: RefSeq, a predicted model, not a curated record